GCGGGCGAGAGCGGAAGAGACGAGGAGGAACAAUAAUAAACAGAGCGAGCUCUGUGGACUCAACACAGAUGUUUGUUGUUUUAUCCGAGUGGAUUUAUAUUUCAACCAACAUGCCGAGUCUUGCAUGUUUAUUGUUGUAGGCAGCUAAAGCAACCGGAGUGAAAUUGCCGUUAGUUAACAUUUAAGCAACCGGCCGCCAUGUCGUUAUUUAGUGUUCAAGCGAGGAAACAUACAGCUUAUUAUGACCACCUUAUGGCAACACCGACAUCCAGGACACCGGGCAGAGAGCGCAAGGCGACGGACACAACUGAGAUCACAUCCGAGGACUCUGCGUGUGAAGACAGCAAGACGUCCUCCGAUAAAGGCCGACAGGUCAACAGGACGUAUGUCGUCUCUGCGGUGUCCGGGAGCGGCAGCGGGCAGCACGCUCCCUACCUCCGGAGCCGACUCACUCUGCAGAGGAGGUCGAAGAGGAAGAGCGGGUCUGGAAGAGCGGACAAAACGAUGGUGGGCAGCCUGAACGCCCCCCGGCCCCCGGAGAGGAGACUGACUCUGCAGCGGAGGACCAGGACGCCCUCGACGGAUACAAGUGAAACGACGCCGAAAGUCCUCAGUGAACCAAAUGGCAGAGCAGGGAGUUUAUUCAGGAGUGGUAGUUUAAGAGAAAAUACCCUGAAAAGCAGAGUAGGAGACAUAAAUGGUGCUCAUGUGGAGACCCAGAGGAGGCCGGCGUGCAGCAGGACGCCCUCUUCCUCUUCUUCUUCUUCGUCCUCUUCGUCCAGGCAGCUGGAGGACCAGCCCCACACCUUUAAAACCCCCACGAGAAAGACCCCGUUUGAGAAAAUCGCCGCAAAGAGAGACGUGUUCGAGAGACUGGCGGUGAAAGACGCCCCUAAACCGGAGAGACCCAGGCCCCGAGCCCAGCCGGCGGGAGACACGAAACCUAGCCCGGCUCCUCGGGUCAGCAAGGCGGCCGCAGUUAUUAGGCCGUACGCCGCGCUGCAGGUGAGGAAGACCUCCACCUCGGGUCAAAGGAGAGACGUGACCCAGACCAGGACCUCCAUUCCUGCUCCAGCAUCGACCGAGCAGCUCCUGUCCAGGACCAGCGAGGCUCCUCUGAAAGAGCAGCAGGAUUUAUUUAAGAUGGAAAACAGCGCGGUGACUGUUGCAGUCCGUGUCCGCCCCUUCAAUGCCAGGGAGAAGGCAGAGAAGGCAUUGCAGGUCAUCUUCAUGAACGGUCAGGAGACUGCUGUCCAGCAUCCUGACACCAAACAGAGCUACACCUUCAACUACGACUUCUCCUUCUGCUCUGUGGAUGAGUGUGACCCCACCUUCGCCAGCCAGCAGACGGUGUACGAGACUCUGGCCAAACCUCUACUGCUGAGGGCCUUUGAAGGAUUCAACACCUGCCUGUUUGCUUACGGCCAAACAGGCUCUGGGAAGUCGUACACGAUGAUGGGCUUUGGAGAAGAGCAAGGGGUAAUCCCUCGAUUCUGCCACGAGCUUUUUACCAGACUGGCAUCCAUGGUGAAUGAAGAGGUCAAGUGUCAUGUAGAGAUGAGCUAUUUUGAAGUGUACAAUGAGAAGAUCCACGACCUGCUGGUGACCAGAGAUGAGCCAAACCAGAGGAUGAUGCCCCUGAGGGUGAGGGAACAUCCAGUCCAUGGUCCCUAUGUGUCUGACCUCUCUGCGAAUAUUGUGAGCUCCUACAAUGACAUUCAGGUUUGGCUGGCGCUGGGCAACAAGCAGAGAGCCACAGCAGCUACAGGAAUGAAUGACAAAAGCUCAAGAUCUCACUCCGUCUUCACCCUGAUUAUGACCCAGACUCAGACUGAGUUUGUGGAGGGCGAGGAACAUGAGCACAGUAUCACCAGCCGGAUCAACUUGGUGGACCUGGCAGGCAGCGAACGCUGCAAAUCAGCCCAGACAAGUGGAGACCGACUCAGGGAGGGUGCUAGCAUCAACAAAUCCCUGCUCACACUUGGAAAGGUCAUCUCUGCCCUGUCUGAACAAGCACUGACGAGGAAGAAGGUCUUCAUACCGUACAGAGAGUCUGUCCUUACAUGGCUGUUGAAAGAGAGCCUUGGUGGUAACUCCAAGACAGCCAUGAUCGCCACACUGAGCCCAGCCGGCAGCAAUGUGGAGGAAAGCCUGAGCACUCUGCGCUACGCCCAGCAGGCCCGCACCAUCAUCAACGUGGCAAAAGUCAACGAGGACACCAGCGCCAAGCUCAUCAGAGAGCUGAAGGCGGAGGUGGAGAAGCUGCGGUCAGCCCAGAUGAGCUCCCUGGGCAUCGAACCAGAGAGGGUCAGGUCGUUCCAGCAGGAGAUCGCUGGCCUGAGGAACAGACUCUGUCAGCAAGAGAGAGAAAUGGUUGAGGCCAAUCGGGCAUGGAGAGAGAAACUUGAGCAGGCUGAAAUACGCAAACGUGAAGAGACCAAAGAGUUGCAGAAAGCAGGUGUGACAUUUAAAGUGGACAAUCGUCUUCCUAACCUGGUGAAUCUGAACGAGGAUCCUCAGCUGUCUGAGAUGCUUCUCUACAUGAUCCAAGAGGGUCAAACCACAGUGGGCAAGCUCAAGUCUGAGUCCAGGCAUGACAUCCAGCUGACAGGAGCCCUCAUCGCUGACCAACACUGUGUAAUAACCAACAUCCAGGGCACUGUCAGCAUCAAUCCUAUGGACAAUGCAAAGACGUUUGUUAACGGAAACCUCAUAUCUGAAUCCACUGUCCUACACCAUGGCGACAGGGUGAUUCUUGGUGGAGACCACUACUUCCGCUUCAACCAUCCAGCAGAGGUGCAGUCUGGAAAGCGGGUGUCAUGCUGGACAGGCGCAGGCGAUGGCCACAAAGACUUUGAAUUCGCCAAAAAUGAGCUACUUGCGGCUCAAAGAGCUCAGCUGCAGGCAGAAAUUGAAGAAGCCCAUAUGAAGGCGAAAGAGGAGAUGAUGCAGGGAAUUCAGAUGGCAAAAGAAAUGGCCCAGAAAGAGCUUUCUGACCAGAAGCUGCUUUAUGAGGACAGGAUCCAAGCCCUGGAGAGAGAGCUGAACGAGGAGACUGAGCGGAAGCGUCAACAGGAUUUGGCCCAGCAGAGGGUGGCCAGCCAGAUGGCAGAGCUAAAAAUUGCCAAUCUGGAGCUGGAGCAUGAGAUGGACACGCAAAAGAAACGCGUCCGCCUGCACAUGGAGGCCCAGGCGAUGGAGGAACACCGUGUGUGUCAGGCGAAGAUUGUUGACGCCCUGGAGGCAGAGAAGAGAAAGAUCAGCAAAGAGCUCGAAGAGAUGCAGAAUAAAAGAGCUUUAAGGGAAAACCACACUCUCCGAAAUGUCUCUCCGCAGUGGGAUGCCAUGAAGUUGUCCCUGAUGAUUGAGGAAGCUAAUAAAAUCAGUGGUAAACUGAAAAAAAACACAGUCUUCAGCAGACACGAAAGCUCUGAAAAUGAGAACCCGGAGCAGGGUGGUCUGCUACAAGUGCGGGUUCAGAACAAAAAGCUGGGGAUCUCCACUUUCUGGAGCCUGGACAAGUUCCAAAACAACAUUGCUGCCAUGAGGGAACUCGAACAGGGGGAUUCCACCUCUAAAGAUGACGAUGUGUUUUAUGACCCUGAUGAUGAGUGGGAGCAAGAUAUAUCGGCCUCCUCUGCUUCCACCUCCUCCUUCUCACGCCGAAGGAGCAGGAGCUUGUUGAAAAGUAGGAGAAUCUCAGGGCGUCUCUACGAGAUCCGGGUCCAUCCGAUUCAGAGCCUCCACAACGGCUCCUCACAGUCUUCUGGGUUGAUUGGUAUGGCCAAACCGCCCUCCACCCAUUCCACCAGCACAGACUCGCCCAUGCCCGGCAUCUGCAAGGAGCUGAUUGGUCAGUCAGUGGCCCGUCUGCGCAGUUGCAGCGGGACAGAAGAGAGCAUGGCGGACAGGCUGGCCUCUGAUCUAAACUUGCUGUAUGUGGCGGUCCAAACCAUAUCUGACCUAUACGAUAGUCUGGAUGAAGACAGCCAAGAGAAUGUGUUUCUGUGUAACUUGGUGGCCCAGACUCAACUGCUCAGGGCCACCACGGCCGUAGAGAGUGCAGUGUUUGUUACCAUGCAGUGGUUGUCCAGCGUUAAACCCUCCUCCGGUCGGCUCUACAACAUCGCUGAGGAACUCAAGAGCCAAGUCAAGAAGAUGGGAGGAUUCUUCCAGCUGCUCAUUCAGGGUUGUGAAUCUGAGAUCACAUCAAUGGUGACAGAGGCACGAAGGAAGAGCAGCCAAUGCCUGGACGCAGCGUUGCUUGCACUUGGUCAUCUGGCGGCAGUGACAGGCAUGUCGCUGAAUGUUAUGGAGCGGGGUGCCCAGGCCACAGGCAAGCAAUCAGCUGUCAUGUGUCUGGUGAGGGGGACCAACAAGGGCGUCUGCUCUCUCUUAGAUGAAAGCCUCUUCAUCACCAGAGAAAUGCUGAGAGAGGCUCAGCUGGCCUACCCCAGGAACCCACUCCUGCAGAGCCUAAAAUCUAAGGCGCUCGACUUAGCCCGUGCUCUACAGAACUACAUGCAUUGCCAUAUCACGGAGAGAGAGACGGAGGAGGGGGAGGAGGUGGAGGAGGAGGCCUCAGCUUCCCAUUUGCAGAGACUGAGGACUACAGCGACCAAGCUGUUCCAGCUGAACCAGGCCAUUACACAGCUGCAUUCCUGUCUGUCUGCUGCCCUGCGAGGAAAAGACACAGACUCCAACCUCAGCAGCUGCAGAGGGCUGAUCUCCUCCUCUGCCAAGUCUGUCCAUGAGCUAAUCACUGGUCUGUCAAAGGAAGAAGCAUCGACGCCGUCCCUGCAGCUUCCCAUUCUUCAGAGUGUCAUAGCUGCUCGAGACGAGCUUCAUUUUGCCCUCCAGUCCCUGUCCUCCUGGAGCCAACAGGUUUCAGGAGAGAGCAGAAGCUCUGCUGCUUCUGAUAAAGACACAGAGGAUGAAAUAUUGAGUAAAGACACUCACACUGCUGUUAGAAAUCGAGUCAUGAGUAAGAUAGUGUACUCUCUCCCUCCAGGUGUGUCGUCCAAAGGCAGCAUGCACUGGGUAUGAUUUAUGUGUUAUUCUUUACGAUGUGCUACCAUCAUGUACGAUUUACGGUAUGAAUGAAAUUCUGAUAUAGAGAAAACUUCUGCUAGUAACAAGAAAUGAGUCGUGGCUAUGUUUUUGUACACUCCUGUAUCGCCAACCUGGAAUCACAAGAAACAAA
This is a messenger RNA of Anoplopoma fimbria (sablefish), 5203 nucleotides long. RefSeq names its product kinesin family member 14 (gene kif14). Lineage: Eukaryota; Metazoa; Chordata; Actinopteri; Perciformes; Anoplopomatidae. Gene Ontology annotation, molecular function: microtubule binding; ATP binding; microtubule motor activity. The record is from RefSeq and is a predicted model, not a curated record. Gene Ontology annotation, biological process: microtubule-based movement.